AUGAAGCGCCACCGCAGCACCCACUUCCUCUUCAACUCCUCCUCUUCGCCGCCGGCCGCCACGUGGGAAGAGAGAGCCUUCGCCGAGGACGCCGGAGGCUGCGUUUGGCCACCGAGGUCCUACUCGUGCAGCUUCUGCCGCCGCGAGUUCCGCUCCGCUCAGGCCCUCGGCGGACACAUGAACGUCCACCGCCGCGACCGCGCCCGUCUCAAGCAACAACAGUCCUCCCACGAAGACGACGACGACGACGAACAACAUCCUCCUGUCGCCGCCGGCCACAUUGCAACUACUACUACGGCGACGAACUCCUCCCCUAGGGUUUCAUCUUCUUCCACCACCACCACCACCACGGCGGAACAUUCUUCGUCCGGUGCCGACGUUAUGAACAAGAGGAAGACAGCUAGUGGCAAUGAUGACGAUUGCUGUUGGCUGGAUCUUGGGCUCAUGGUUAGAAUUGUGGAAAGUGGUCGUCAUUUCUAUAACGAUUUGGAGGGUAAGGUUUUGGCCGGCGGGAGGAGGAGGAGGAAGACGGGGACCACCACCACUAGUACUCGUUAUCCGCCGGCGGCGGCGGCGGUGACAUUGUCGCUGUCCAUGGGGGCGUCGGCGGCUGUGGGGAUGGGGAUUAGGGAUUUGGAUCUUGAGCUUAGGCUUUGA
Molecule: messenger RNA, 657 nt
Organism: Linum tenue
Lineage: Eukaryota; Viridiplantae; Streptophyta; Magnoliopsida; Malpighiales; Linaceae
Source: the annotation of a GenBank genome assembly